UACGUCAUCGCGGUGCGCGGAGGCGCUGGGCGGGGCGCGGCGGACCGUGAGGCGGGGCCGGUGGCGGUCGUAGCGGCUGUGGGGCCGGUGCUCGGUUGGUCUGUCCUGUCACAGCGAGGUAUGAGUCGUCCUCGCGAGAAUUGUCUACAGGCAGAGCAAGGCCGAGGGUUGACGUUCGGGGCUUCUCAAGAACCAGUGCCCUAAGGACUUUCGUUGUGUAUGAGGUCCGGAAGAACAGGGACUCUGGGGCCCGACUGCUCCCUCUUCCCUGAGCUCAUCGCCCAGGCUGUGACCUUGGCCGGGCAAGAUUUAGGGCUUAGUUUUCUAAUCUGUUUCUGGGGGGAUGACUGGGAAGCAGUUUUGAGGAUGAGAUGUUUGGCCCGCUGAGAGUCCACUGGCUGUUACUGCUGCUGAAGUCAGUAACAGAGCUGAUAUCCAGGUACCCCCCGGGGUCCCAGGCCUUUUUUAUAUGCCCCUUGUUAACUUGGAUGCGCUUUCUGCUGCUGCCUCUACCCAUCUGAACAAUUCCUGGCCUGGGGUCUUAUGAGUCCUAUAGGUGUGAGGGUCACGUGGUUUUUUAGGGAAAAGGGAGAUGUUUAGACAGGUGACAAAGACUUUGGUGGAUGAGGUUUGCUGUUUGUUUUUCUGUAAGUCUGCAAAGAUCUCCAUGCUUGGCAGUACUACUGGACCAUAGUAGUUAGGACUGAGGGUCAUGCUGAAGGCUUGGGUUACUCAGGCUGUCUGGACACAAUGUUCCCUGGGUACCAGUGCUUUUUACCUAUGCUGGUAUUUAUUAAGCUGCGUCAGUGCUUCCAGUUCCUGUCCAAGGACCACCUGCAAGAGCUGGAGGAGGGUGGGGCAGGUUCCUGCCCCUUGGGAGUAUCUUAGCCCCUCUAGUGUUUGUGUGCUUUGUGAGCCUUAUUCUAGUUUUGAAGAAAAGAGGAUCUCUGAUAAGCAGCUUUGUGAGGUCUGAAGUACAGAUGUUGCGGGGGGGGGGGGGGUCCUGCAGAGCAACCGUCAUCAAAAGCACACCCAGGCAAGUGGUCAUUUUUGGUGUUGUGCUAUUUAUGUACUGUUUGAUGGCUAAGUUUUCCUAAAGAGGCACCAUGCUUCUGGAAGUAGGGAACUGGGGGGGGUGGCCCCGUUCCUAUCUUCAUUCAGUUCAACCCAUUGUUAGGCACCUGGCACUUGCUUUUUGGUGCCACAGUCCUCCAUUGAGUGCCAACUCUGUGCUAAGCACCACGCUGGGUUUCCCCACUACCAGCGAUGGAGGAGGCUAUGGCCGGGUGGAGGCCUGGGGUCUGUCCUCCCCGCUGAAGGGCCCUUCCCUGCAGGUGGCUUCCUGCCUGGCCCGGCGCCAUGCACACGCUUGUGUUCCUGAGCACGCGGCAGGUGCUCCAGUGUCAGCCAGCUGCCUGCCAGGCCCUACCCCUGCUGCCUCGAGAGCUCUUCCCCCUGCUGUUCAAGGUGGCCUUCAUGGACAAGAAGACUGUUGUGCUUCGCGAGCUGGUGCACACAUGGCCCUUCCCGCUGCUCAGCUUCCAGCAGCUGCUGCAGGAAUGUGCUCACUGCAGCCGGGCCUUGCUGCAAGAGCGCCCCAGCACAGAGAGCAUGCAGGCUGUGAUCCUGGGGCUGACAGCCCGGCUCCACACCCCAGAGACCGAGGCUGGCACACAGCCUCUCUGCAGCCUACCCGUGCUCCCAGGAAGCAUGCCCUGCGGGUGCUGGACAUGACGGGCCUACUGGACGACGGCGUGGAGCAGGACCCUGGCACCAUGAGCAUGUGGGACUGCACAGCAGCCGUGGCCCGCACCUGCAUAGCACAGCAGCAGGGCGGGACUGCGGAUCCUGGGCCAGCCCCCAUUCCUGUGGAGGUUCGUGUGGACCUGCGGGUGAACCGGGCCUCUUACUCGUUCCUGCGGGAGGCACUCCGGAGCAGUGUGGGCAGUCCCCUGCGGCUCUGCUGCCGGGACCUGCGGGCUGAGGACCUGCCCAUGCGCAACACUGUGGCUUUGCUGCAGCUGCUGGAUGCGGGCUGCCUGCGCCGUGUGGACCUGCGCUUUAACAACUUGGGCCUGCGUGGCCUGUCUGUUAUCAUCCCACAUGUGGCCCGAUUCCAGCACCUGGCCAGCCUACGGCUGCACUAUGUGCAUGGGGACUCGAGGCAGCCCUCUGUGGAUGGCGAGGACAACUUUCGCUACUUCCUGGCCCAGAUGGGCCGCUUCACUUGUCUGCGGGAGCUCAGCAUGGGCUCCUCUCUUCUCUCGGGGCGGCUGGACCAGCUGCUCAGCACCCUGCAGAGUCCCUUGGAGAGCCUGGAGCUGGCCUUCUGUGCCCUGCUGCCCGAGGAUCUGCGCUUCCUGGCACGGAGCCCCCAUGCUGUCCACCUCAAGAAGUUGGACCUUAGUGGCAACGACCUGUCCGGCAGCCAGCUGGAGCCUUUCCAGGGUCUGCUGCAGGCAGCAGCAGCCACACUGCUACACCUUGAGCUGACUGAGUGCCAGCUUGCUGAUACCCAGCUGCUGGCCACGCUCCCUGUGUUGACGCGCUGUACCAGCCUCCGCUACCUCGGUCUCUAUGGCAACCCACUGUCCAUGGCGGGCCUCAAGGAGCUCCUACGGGAUUCAGUAGUGCAGGCUGAGCUACGCACGGUGGUGCACCCCUUCCCUGUGGACUGCUAUGAGGGUUUGCCCUGGCCACCGCCUGCCUCUGUCCUGCUGGAAGCUUCCAUCAAUGAGGAGAAGUUUGCUCGUGUGGAGGCGGAGUUGCACCAGCUGCUACUGGCCUCAGGUCGUGCUCAUGUGCUCUGGACCACUGACAUUUAUGGGCGCCUGGCCGCAGACUACUUCAGCCUAUGACCUCCAGGCUGUCCUGGUGUUCAGGGCUGCUGGAGACCCCUCCCUGCCUUAGGUAGACAGAGCCUUUGCUGGGACCCUGUUGGAGGCCUGACACGGAGUCACUGGUCUCUGGUUUCCUUGCUCUUGGGCUCUCACAGCCUUCCGAUGCUUGGUGGAGCACCUUGCGAGGUUUUGCCCUGUACCUGUUCCCCUGACUGGCUGACUGUGGGCUUAAGGGCUGGAUUCCAGGCCUGUUAAGGCCAGGCUUGGUUUGGGUGCACUUGGCUGCCCUCUGGUGUCCUGGUCCUCUCUUUGGAAUGUUUCUGGGGUCCCAGCUGUGAGCUGAGAGGGUGUUCUGUCUGGGCCCUUCCCAAGAACAGACUGCUCUGGGGUUGAAGCUGGAACAGGGACCUGCUUCAAGGUGGGUCGGGUCCCCACGCACUGGAGCCUUUCAUGGUUCUCUCUGCCCUGGCACCCGGGAGACAACCUGGCUGGGCUUUGGAGCCAGCGGGUGUCAUUAAGGUACAAAUGUGCAGUGUGUUUGGAACUUAAA
Molecule: messenger RNA, 3390 nt
Organism: Neofelis nebulosa (Clouded leopard)
Lineage: Eukaryota; Metazoa; Chordata; Mammalia; Carnivora; Felidae
Gene: LRRC14
Product: leucine rich repeat containing 14
Exons: 4
Coding region: 1107-2858 (583 amino acids)
Cellular component (GO): cytoplasm
Molecular function (GO): kinase binding
Source: RefSeq, a predicted model, not a curated record